CUGUUGCAACUUACAAAUAGAAAGCAGGGAGGCGAAGAGAAAAAGCUCUUCUUUAAUCUUUAGAUCUCCUCUCUUUCAAUGCAUCCUUGUUUCUGAGUUCUUCACUCGGUUUUGCACUCGCAUUGCACCAGCUCGCUCCUGUUUACUCGAAAUCCACGUGUAGAUUGACGCCAUAGGCUUUGCUUUCCCGCGCGUGCUUGCAUUUUUUUUGAACCUCCGGCAUCGGGAUCGAGCGAUCGAAUGUUGAGUUUUCAGCGAUAAUUUCCAGAGCUUCGGUCUCAUUCCUGGAUUUCCUGCGGGUUUUUCGGAGGAGAUGUUUAAGUCGGUGAGAUGGAGGAGCGACAAGGACAGGAUCAAAGCUGUCUUCAAGUUGCAGUUCCAUGCUACUCAAUUGGCAGAGUCAUUGAUGAUAUCAGUAAUUCCUGACGAUGGGGGAAAACCGAUAAAAACAUUAGAAAAGGCGACGGUUCAGGACGGAAACUGUCGAUGGGAAAAUCCACUUUACGAGACCGUUAAAUUUGUUAGGGAGCCAAAAACUGGAAAGAUCAAUGAAAGAAUCUAUCAUUUUAUUUUAUCAACAGGUGUGGGAAAAGGAGGUUUGGUUGGGGAAGUUUCAAUUGAUUUUGCUGUUUAUGCUGAGGCAAAUAAAACUUCCACCGUUUCUCUUCCAUUAAAGAAUUCGAACUCUAAAGCAAUUUUGCAUGUCUCAAUACAGAGGUUGCAUGAAAAUGCUGAUCAAAGAGAGGUGGAAGAAACUGAAGAUGCAAGUUUUAAAUUGCAAGAGAGGAGCUUGAAGGCCCACUUGAGCAAUGGUUAUGAAGAUGAAAGCAUUAAGAAGGAUCUCAUUGAAGAUGCAUCUUUCAGCAAAACCACCCACAAUGUUGAAUUGCGUGGAAAUCAUAAAGGAUCUGAUGGAUCUGAUAUUACCAUUUCAAGUUCUAAUAGUAGCUCUGAACUUGAUACUCCACGAGAACUUGGAAUGAAGGAUGACAAUGUAAAGAAUGAGUGGUCGGCAGGUUCUGAUCACGGAAUGAGUACUGAAGACUCCAACAGUUCCCAGGACAACUUUCCACGAGAAAAUUGCCAACAUGGUUCAGAUAGUGAAAUUGAAAAGCUCAAGAAUGAGGUCAAUGCUUUGUCCAGGCAAGUGGAUGUGUCAGAUAUGGAAUUGCAGACUCUGAGGAAGCAAAUUGUAAAGGAGAGCAAAAGGGGGCAGGAUCUCUCACGGGAAGUUGUUACUUUGAAAGAAGAAAGAGAUGCACUCAAAUUAGAAUGUAAUAAACUGAAAGCCUUUCAGAAGCAAAAGAAUGAUGCAAAACUAAACAACAGGCUGCAGUUUGAGAAUGGGGAUCCCUGGGUUCUGGUUCAAGAAAUCAGAGAAGAGCUGAAAUAUGAGAAGGAUCUGAAUUCCAAUCUUCGGUUACAACUGCAGAAGACACAGGAAUCAAAUGCUGAGUUAAUCCUUGCUGUACAAGACCUAGAAGAAAUGUUGGAUGCAAAGAACAUGGAGAUGUCCAACACUCCUAACAAAUCAGGGUCCCAUGGCAGUGCUAAAGAAUUGAGAGGCACCAUCUCAAGAAGUGACAGAGAUGAGAAUGAAUAUAAGAGGGCAUCAGAACAUCUUGUUAAAGAACACAGAGGCACCAAGGAGACCUCUGUCCUGGAGCAGAAGGUCAUGGACCUCAACAGUGAGUUGGAGAUCUACAAGAGAGAUAAAGAUGAGCUCGAGGCACAAAUGGAGCAGCUGGCACUUGACUAUGAGAUACUGAAGCAGGAAAAUCAUGACAUCUCAUACAAAUUAGAGCAAACCCGGCUGCGAGAACAACUGAAGAUUCAGUAUGAGUGCCCAUCUUCUUCUGCUACCAUAAAUGAACUCGAGAACCAAAUUGAAUGCUUGCAAAGGGAACUCAGCAAGCAAUCAAAAGAAUUCUCCGGCUCUUUGGUGACAAUAAAUGAACUCGAAACCCACAUCAGAAGCUUGGAGGAGGAGUUAGAAAAACAGGCAAAAGUGUUUGAAAGGGAUCUAGGAUCUGUCACACAAAACAAAGUUGAGCAGGAGCAAAGAGCUAUUAGAGCUGAGGAAGCCUUACAAAUGACAAGAUUGAAGAAUGCAAAUACAGCUAUAAGGCUACAAGAGGAAUUCAAAAAACUCUCCAUGCAGAUGGCCUCAACAUUUGAUGCAAAUGAGAAGGUGGCUACAAAUGCUCUAGCUGAAGCUAAUGAGCUACGCUUGCAGAGAAAUCAGCUGGAAGAACUGCUCAAGAAAGCUAAGGAAGAGCUCCAAUCAGCUACGGAUGAUUAUGAAGCGAAACUCUGUGACCUUUCCAAUCUAGUAAAGUUAAAAUCAAAUCAGAUAGAGCAGAUGUUGGAGGAAAUUGAUGACAAAUCUAAGCAGCUUGAACACCAAAAGAAGCAUGUGGAAGAAGUUAGUGGGGCUUUUUCUAAGGAGAUCAGUAGCCUAAAAGCUGAGAUUGACAAGCUAACUACCGAAAAGAAAUGCCUACGUGAACAAGCUGAGCAGAUGGAAAGCUUGAAACUUGAGUUGGAACAUACAAAAGCACUUGUCCAAGGAACUGAAGAGCAGAUGCAAAGAGGAAAUUUAGAAAGAAAUAAUCUAGUGAGUGCGAUUGCUUUGAUGAAAAAGGAAGCAACUAAGUCAGAGGAGGAGUUGCAGAGAAUGAGGCAUUUGAAGGAAGAGAAAGAUGCGUCAAUUGAAUCCUUACAAUCAGAGCUGGACACCCUCAAAGCUCAGUGCGAUAAAUUGAAACAUUCAGUGUUUGAGGAUGAAAUAGAGAAAGAAAAACUCAGGAAGCAAGUAGUUCAAUUAAGGACUGACCUUAAGAAGAAGGAAGAUGCAUUUACUGGAAUAGAAAAGAAGUUGAAAGAGAGCAAUAGAAGAGGAGUUGUUUCUGAUGGAACAAGAACACCAUUAAGAAACAAUAAAUCUGCCAUGGUUCCUCACAGUCCUAAAGAGGUCGCAAGCCUGAGGGAGACAAUAAAGUUGCUUGAGGGACAAAUGAAGUUGAAGGAAGCUGCUUUGGAAACAUCCACAAAUGUCUUUUUGGAAAAGGAAAAGGAUCUUCAGAAGAAAAUUGAUGAGUUAGAAAACAAACUCAAUGAGUACAACACUGGUUUCUGCAGUUACCAACUUCAAAAGUUGCAGGUGUUUAAAGACACUAAGGAGGUUACAUCAAAUGGGAAAGCAUGCAUAUCGAAAGAAAAUGGAUAUGCAGUGCCCUUCGUGAAAAGCAGUGAUGGUGGUAACCAUGAUGAACUGAUGGCUGAACUAACAUCCUUAAAGGAGCGAAACAAAUCCAUGGAAAAUGAAUUGAAAGAUAUGCAAGAACGAUAUUCAGAUAUAAGCCUCAAAUUCGCAGAGGUAGAAGGUGAACGGCAACAGCUUGUGAUGACUGUGCGGAACCUCAUGAAUGCCAAGAAGAGCUGAAGGUUAUGAAUUUCUACAUAUACAUGAAUAGAAUGUAUAGUUGAAAUGACUGCUGGGUGUGCCCUUUCGGAAAAUUUAGGCAUCACGGUUCCUUUUUAGAGCGAAUAAGUUAAAUUGUACAAAAUUGUAUAUGAAUUCCCUUCACCUCUAUCUUAUCUAGAUUUAGAGGUGAGUGAUGGGUACCAGUAAGUCUAACAUAGAUAUGUUCAUUUUUAAAUUUUUUUUCUAAGUUUUGCAUGUAUUUGAGAAAUUAUAUCUCCGUACUUGUGUUUAAACGUGUUGAACAUGGGAUAAAGAGUCUGCACAACAUAGUCUCAUGUAAAGGUUUCAAAAUGCACGUACUGUUGGUACUAUUAUUAUUGUUAUCAUUAUUAUUAUUAUUUGAUACAAUUAUUAUUAUUCAUGUUUGAUUCAA
Molecule: messenger RNA, 3860 nt
Organism: Gossypium raimondii (Peruvian cotton)
Lineage: Eukaryota; Viridiplantae; Streptophyta; Magnoliopsida; Malvales; Malvaceae
Exons: 9
Coding region: 314-3445 (1043 amino acids)
Source: RefSeq, a predicted model, not a curated record